AUGGAAGAUUCACAGCCGUCUUCCUCACGUGACCUAGAUCAUGCCGGAAACUCCACAACAACCCUUCCUUUCGAUCUCACCGUCGAGAUACUCUCCCUACUUCCGACGAAAUCCAUCAUCCGAUUUCAAUCCGUGUCGAAGCAGUGGCUCUCUACCAUCCACAGCAAACGUUUCGUCGACUCGUUCCUGACUAGGUCAAAGACUCGGCCACAUCUCCUUUUAACCCUCAAGAACAAUGCCGGAAAGCGUUUCAUCUUCUCGACACCUGAAGACAACAACGGCGACGAUGACAAAGCCGGCUCCAUAGGCACCGGCAGACACGACAUGAGGGUUGACGUCCACAUAUCUAGUCCUGUCAACGGCUUCGUCUGCUUCCACGGUGGUGGUUCGAUCUUCGUUCGUAAUCCGACCACUAGACAAAUUGUGAACUUGCCAGUCGUUGAACUCAAUGGAAGAAACAAGUACGCAAGCCUCGGGUACGAUCCGGUGGAAGACCAAUACAAAGUCUUGUGCGUGGUGAUUCACACUGGACACCGCCGUAAUGGUCAAGCGCAUGUCGAGCAAGAGCAUUUUGUCUGCACAGUGAGAUCAUCUGAGAAACAAGAGUAG
This is a messenger RNA of Thlaspi arvense, 609 nucleotides long. The record is from the annotation of a GenBank genome assembly. NCBI's taxonomy places the organism in Eukaryota, Viridiplantae, Streptophyta, Magnoliopsida, Brassicales, Brassicaceae.